Molecule: messenger RNA, 776 nt
Organism: Andrographis paniculata
Lineage: Eukaryota; Viridiplantae; Streptophyta; Magnoliopsida; Lamiales; Acanthaceae
Exons: 3
Coding region: 367-699 (110 amino acids)
Source: RefSeq, a predicted model, not a curated record
UAAGGCAGAAUGAAUCAUCUGUAGUGCCAUAAUUAUGUCAUUAUUUAAUCCAACACUCAACAUUUUUUUGCUAAAUAAAGUUUACAUAAAUAACAUAAAUAACUGCUAACAUAACAUAAUUGUUUGGGAGAUUGGAUUUUAAAUAUAUUGUUCAUCUCAAUAUUUUUUAUAUUAAACUAAAAAUUAAUUUUACAUUCAAAACAUCACAUCAACAUCUAUUUAUAUAACAUUAUACAACUAUUCAAAUUCAAAAUUUUUACUAUUGAAAUUCCAAUUCAAAAUCCAAACCACCGAACAAACACACCCUAUAUAUAUGGACACAUUCAUAUUAUUUAAUACAAUUCCUAACUUUGAAAAUCAGAAGAAAUGGAGCCAAAGACUACAUUUUAUACUUCCAUUGCUAUUUUCAUCUUAGCUAUGAAUGCCUACUCAUGCUAUUGUGGUCUCGGCGCAUCGCACGAAGAUCAGAUUGAAUAUGAAGAUUAUAAAUACCGGUGUCUAAGUUUAUUGGGCGAGUGUGGUAAAUCUAUAAGCGAAUCUGAUUGUAGACGGCUAUGCCUUAGCUGGUUUUCGGGUGCGAAUCCAGCUCCACGUUGCGGGCCGGCUUUGGGACUUGCCCGCCCGCCCUUAAAUAUGUGCAUUUGUGAGCAUGAUUGUAUGAAAGGAUCGUCGUCGGUGACUCUGCCUCCGGCUCCGUAAUUAGGAGUAAUAUGUUGUGUUGAUCGAAAUAAAGAUGAAUAUGUAUGAAGAUUAUGCUUUCUUACAUAAUUAUUGUA